GGGUGGUUGGUAACUGGUGGUACAAGCGGAAAGGGGGUGAUUCUACGCGAAAAAAGAAGUCGAAAAUAUAGAAUAAACAUUUUUCGUUUGAGGCUUUGUUUUCGAGAAAAUCGACUUUGAAUUUUCGCUCGGUACGCGUGCGGUACGUUAUAACGGACCUCACUGUAGAUCGUUGUCUCAAUGGAAAAAUUAAAAAAAAAAAUUGUUAUUCUAUAUUUUCGUCUUCUUUUUUCGCGUAGAAUCACCCCCUUUCCGCUUGUACCACCAGUUACCAACCACCCUGUAUAAUAUACCUGAAUAAACAAAUGUAAAAAAUUACCAAACAACAAAUGUAAAUUAUUAGCAGAAUUUUUUUCUGUUGAAGGGAGCACAAUGACUUCAUCUUUUUUUUCUCGAAACGACGCUUCGUUCAUCGAACUAUUUUUCGACGAAAUACAAUACCCUGAAAUGUAAGCGAGCAAUAAGUAAACACACUUGUGAAACGUUUUACACGUUUCAUCCAGAAAUCUUAACUCUUUUCAUAUAAACGCGCAACGAAGAACAAAUCAACAGCUUCCACGCCGCCCGUUCGAGAUUGCUUUUUUCAUUAGCAGUAUUCGUCAUCCUCGAUGCGUUUUCGAAUGCGAAUUAACAACUUCUUUGUUACGGAACAAACAGAUCACUGUGUCAUGGUGCAUGAGAUUCUCAGUGGUAUAUAAGAGCGGAUCAGACCAUCGCGAAUCAGACAAAGACUCGACUCCGAUUUCGUCUGAGCUUGUUUUCUAAACCAGUAACAUGAAGAAAGGUGUGCUACUCUUCUGGAUGAUCUGUUUGGCGAUUGUAAUCGUCGACGCGAAACCGUUUCCUCAACAAGAAAGUUAUGAUGACGAAGUACUUGUACCGAAAGAUACCAUACGUUAUCCAAACAUAUUUUGGUUGGGCAGGCCUUUUUAUGAUCAAGACGAUUAUUAUGGUGAUAAUACCGAUAGGAAACCAUCUACUCUAUCGUAUGCUAAUGUGGGAGCUGGAUGGGGUCGCUAAAAAUCAUCCUAUCGAAUCGAUCGCUUCUUCGAAUCAGUUAUAAUCGCCGCAUGAUAACGUAGAGUGCAUCAUAAAUUUAUAUUAAUUUUCACGUUAAAUUAAUAUCAUAAUUCGUAAAGUACCGGGCUAUCAUCGAGAACGACGAAACUGUCACCGCAAAUUAAUAAUAAGUCACUAAUACGUACAGAUAGUCUUGUUUAACAGAAUUUUAUAUUUUCGUAUUGACCAAUUAACAUUUAAUCGUUCAAUUAAUAUUUCUCGCGCAUCACGUGCUUCUGAAUUGUACGUCAAAUAAUACCAAACAAAACCGACAUGAAUCACUCUUUCGUAAAUUAAACUACAUUCGAUGUUCAAGAUUGAUGGAAACCCAUAUAGUCCUUGGUUGGAAGAUACGCAAAGCAAUCGAUCAAACCAACGCAAGGAUCGUCGAUCGCUAAAUAGCAGGCAAAUAUUUGCGAACGCUAGGCCACUGACAGCGAUUCUAUAUAAGACAUCAAGCGUACUCCGAAAUAUCGGUAGAUUUAUUUAGCGACGCCAGAGGAUACAAUGAGCAAUCCAAUUUUAAUCCCACCGCUACUAAUUUUAUCGUCGAAACUAUGUGUGGAAUCCGUGAUCUUAUAUUCAACGAUUAUUUGUUUCGUAAUACUAACAACAUAGUGUUAAGGGUUUAUGUUAAUAAAAUUGUUAUAUUUAUGAUACAAGGACGUUUAAAAAAAGUUUAUAACUUAAUAUACGAAGAGCGCGUGAGAAGAACACGACUAGUCUAUUUCUGUUAAUUUCUUGAUUUCGAACGACUGUUUAGGUUUAUAAAUAUAUGUUUGCAAAUUAUUGAAAAUAAAUCGAGUACUAGAGAAUCCAUGUCUAAUAAUUAUUCGAAACAUUAACCCUAAGGACAGUUUACUAAAACUCUCACGGUUUUUAUCAAUCGUAACCAUAAAAGUCU
Messenger RNA from Bombus huntii, 1963 nucleotides. RefSeq lists its product as uncharacterized. The coding region runs from base 775 to 1020 and encodes 81 amino acids. The transcript has 3 exons. The record is from RefSeq and is a predicted model, not a curated record. NCBI's taxonomy places the organism in Eukaryota, Metazoa, Arthropoda, Insecta, Hymenoptera, Apidae.